GUAUUUGCAGAGACUGCCUUCCUCCAACAACAAGUUCACCUACAAUUGCGAUCAUCACACCUUCAAUUUUCUUGUUGAAGAUAGAUACUAUAAGUUUGCUCUGAUCUCUUCUCUUUCAUUCUCGUUUUUUCUUCUAGAAGAAAGCAAAUGGGCAUCAUUGGCAUUUGGGGUGGUAUGCUGAUUGCUCAAUGCUGCUGGCGGUUACCUUGCUGUGAUUGUAUUGAGUUCUCUAUAUGUUUUUUUGACUGAAUGACUGAAAAUUACCUAGAUGCUGUUGAGCAUCCACCGGUGUGGCUGUUGCAUGUCAGAAAGAGAAUAUUCUACAUGCCUCUUUAAAUUGAAACCUGUUACAGCUGGACUCUGGCCAUAAUACUCAUGGUUCUAGUAUUUGUAGGAUAAAAAGAGUGAAGUCAGACCAAGUGGGCUAGUGAUACAAAUUGUUAUAGAUAUUUACUCAACUCUAUCCUGGUGCUUGACCAAAGGACGAAAUGUUUAUUGUGGUGCUUAAAUUUGACUGUUCUUUGCCAUAUGCAGCUUACUGUGUUGUUGCCAAAGAUACUGUUGGGAAGCAAAUCUCUAUUGCAUUUUUGGAACGCAUGAAGGCAGACUUUUAUAAGAAAAUAUAUGGGGGUGGAAAAGCGGAUACUGCUACUGCCAAAAGCGGAUACUGUUGGGUUUGAUUCCUUUAGUUCUUCAAAUUAAAAUUUUGCAGCUUAAUUAAAAUGUAGAAGAACAUAAUAUGCAGGCCAAGUAUGAAAGAACACAUGAAGUACAUUAUUGAACAUGCUGAAGAGAUUGAAAAGCUAUUGAAAGUGAAGGCCCAAGUUUCAGAAGUUAAAAGUAUAAUGUUGGAGAACAUUGACAAGGCUCUUGAGAGGGUCGAAAACCGGACGACUCUAGCUGACAAGACACAGAACUUACGAAACAAGAAUGCAGGAAACAAGGGACACAAGUUCGCAGGAAGAUCUGAUAUCAAAACAUGAAGAUUAAGUUGGUUGUUCUUGGAAUCUUGUUAACGCUAUAGUCCUAAUAAUCUGGCCCUCUAUAUGUCAUGGAUUUGAUUGCACCAACUAGCAAUUCUUAAGGUCAUGGAGCUCUAAAAUUUUUUUGUAAUACAGCAGUUAAGUACUCUUUUGUAAACACGAAUACAGAGACACCCCAAGAGAAAGAGAAACUGUCCCAUGUGUUUCUAAACUGUAUGUAUCCUUCACUCUUUUUUGAUGUAUAAAUUUGCUAAAAAAAG
This is a messenger RNA of Rubroshorea leprosula, 1243 nucleotides long. The record is from the annotation of a GenBank genome assembly. NCBI's taxonomy places the organism in Eukaryota, Viridiplantae, Streptophyta, Magnoliopsida, Malvales, Dipterocarpaceae.